This is a messenger RNA of Gossypium arboreum, 5395 nucleotides long. RefSeq names its product putative disease resistance protein At4g19050. Lineage: Eukaryota; Viridiplantae; Streptophyta; Magnoliopsida; Malvales; Malvaceae. The record is from RefSeq and is a predicted model, not a curated record. Gene Ontology annotation, molecular function: protein binding; ADP binding. Bases 199 to 4911 code for a protein of 1570 amino acids. The transcript is spliced from 5 exons.
UACACAUGAAGUACGAGGUGUACGCUUGCAUGCAUGAAGUAGUCUGUAUACGUAGAUUAUAAUUAUGAAAAAAGUCCCGCUCCCCUCUUUUGCUAUAAAAAGCGGUAGGGGUUAUAGGCAGAGUUAUCAGAGGUUAUAAGAUCAGGGUUUGAGAGCAUUGAGAAAGCGAGAAACUAUUUUCUGGUUUUCGUUUGCGAUAUGGAAGAACCUAAGCAACAAGGCAAGAAUAUGACAGACAACCCCAAAACAGAGGGUCAAAGCUCAGGAACACCGUCGUCUGAUAAUGCUGGAGAAGGGGAGCAAGAGCAACAGACUAAUCCUCGAGAAACGAGGAUCACUACAGCAAAAGAUAAAGUGGGAAAUGUAGUGGAAGUGAUACGGGGGGUGCUGGAAUCUUCCACCAGAGCAGUUGCCCUCACAGGGAGACCUGGAGUAGGGAAAACAUGGCUGGCCAAACAAAUAACCGAGUCCGCUGUCAGUCCAGAAGGUCCCUUCUACAUGUCUCUUUGGACGUCUCUGAGCCUGAAUCAAAAGAAGGACGAUAUGUCUCUUUUUCAAUCCAUUGCGCGCCAGUUGUCCAUCCCUAACUUGGGCAGUAUGUGGGAAGAUGCCGAUGACAUGGACGACGACGACAAAAGGGAGGAGGUUGCUGGAAAAGAGCUGGAGGCAAAGGUAAGAGGCGAACUUAAGAAGAGAUACGAGGAAUAUAAGAGGAAUGAGGAUCCGGAAAAAAAACACAAGUUUCUUUUGGUGGUGUUGGAUUGUGAAGGGGAGGUCAAAUCUGAAGAUUAUAAAGAAAUCAUGGAUCAGAUACUCUCUCCGGAGGACUAUAAGAAUGACGACGACAAAUCCCUUACCAAUGUCUUAAUCACAUCAAGGGAACUUGGAAACCUUGAUUCUAUCGAGAAGAAAGUCCAACCCUAUUCGGGAGAUGAGGCUGUGGCUUUCUUAAAAGACAGGGUUGACAACCAUGUUUCUCUGCGUUCCAAGUUCCAAAUAUUAUGUGCUGACAUUAAAAAGAGAAGCCAGGUUUUGCCUGCUGAAAUUAUCAUGUUAGCUGAAGCCUUAAAUCACACUGCAACAGGCGAGCUGGACAGUGCUUUCGAUGCAGCACAUCUCAUUUUGGAGGCCGCUGGAAAUGAUCAUGUGAUUCCGCUUCUUCCUUUCAUUUAUGGCCAGUUGCCAGAUGACAAUUGCUUGAUCGAUUGCUUUUGGCAUAGCCGGAACUUGCUGGGGAAACAUGGGGGUGUUCAGUACAAUGAGCUGAUCGCUCGCUGGAUACUCGAAGGCCAUCUUGAUCUUGCUGAUGGUAUCAGGAAGGCUUACAACAAGGGAUACAACGUGAUGAUGGAGCUUGUAGAUCGUGGCAUGCUGAAGAUGCAAGAGGACAAUCUUAUUGUUCUGGAAAGAGCGACGCUUGAUCUUGAGGACCGUAACUGUCGAGAAUUGUUCGAAACAUCCAACCUGGGGUUGGCCGGCAUGCUUGAGGAUAAAGGUCGCAAAGUUUUUGAAAGAAUGACACCUACUGAUGGCAUGAUGAAGACAGUGAAAGUGGACAAGGAAGGGAAAUCAGUCUCCUCGCUACUGAUUGAUGGAAGCCAUUUCUCGAGAGAAGACCCUGAAAAAUUCUUUGAACAAAAGCAGCAUCUCGAAGUUCUUGCCCUUUUCAAUCCCAGGCUGACAUGUAUCCCAGACCCCAUACCUAAAAUGAACAAUCUGCUUCUGCUUGUCAUCAGAGGCUGUUAUCUGCUUCAGACAGUCGAUUGCAUUAAGGGUCUCAAAGAAUUAGUGGCACUUGAGAUAACUGGUUCACCCUUGCUCAAGGAAAUGGCAACUGAUUUUUUUGCUGAAAUGACCAAACUUAGAAGCCUUAAUCUAUCUGCACUGGGAAUCAAGUCAUUGCCUGAUGUCUUCAAACUGACUGCACUUCGGAGGCUCACCCUUAGAAACUGUACUUACCUGGUAGCACUGCCAAAGCUAGCCAAUCUCAAAGACCUCGAGGUAUUUGAUGUUUCUGGAUCCUCCAAUUUGAAUAGGCUCCAAGAAAAAAGUUUCCAGUCAUUUCAUAAACUUCGAUUCGCUGAUUUCUCUGGAACCAGCAUCGAGAAAUUACCAAUUGUUCAGAAACUUGAAAAUCUAACCAUCCUCUUGGUUAGAGGAUGUGUUCGUUUGUCUGGACUGCGAUUUAUGAAGCAUCUGCACAAGCUCAAGGUUCUUGAUGUUUCAGGUGCUACUAAGAUAAAGGAGAUAUUCUAUGAUUGCUUUACUGAUACUGACAACCUGAAAAUCCUUGAUCUAUCAGAAACCGAUAUUAGAUUUUUGCCUGAAAGCCUUGGCAAAAGUCUAUGUGAUCUCAAACUUAAAGGUUGUUCCAAGCUUGAAAGACUCCUGGACACAAGAAACCUCACUAACCUAGAGUUACUCGAUCUUUCCGAUUGCUCUAGUCUAAAAGCGUUUCCAAACAACUUUUUUGAGCACCUGACCAGUCUUAAGUCCCUAGACCUCUCAAACUCCCAAGUUAAAAGUUUUCCAUCUCAUUUCGACCUUCCCUAUCUUCGCCACCUUUUGCUAAAGAAUUGCUCGUUCGAAAGUCUUCCAGAGUCGAAAACCUUUGGCUCUUUUGACAAACUUCGUAACCUUGUGGAACUUGAUCUCUCAGGUUGUAAGAGCCCAGCUGAGCAAUUGCCAAGCUUGGAACAUCUUACAGACCUUGAGGUUAUUAAUCUUUCAGGUUAUAAGGCUCUGUCAGAAAUAGAUGCUUCCUUUGAGCACAUGUCUUGGCUUCAAGUUCUCAAUCUCUCAGAAACCAAGGUUUCAAGCUUACCAAAACUAAGCAAUCACAGCAAACUCCGUUCCCUUAUCCUAAAUAACUGCACCGAGCUCCGAACUUCUCCAGAUUUUGAUAUCCUUUUAAAACUUGAAGAGCUUGACCUGCGUGGUACAUGCUCUUUGACGAAUAUCAAAGCAGAAAAUUUGAGUCGCCUGACUCAGCUAAAAACUCUUAGGUUAUCUAAAAGCGCUUUUGAGGCCACUCAAUCUUAUUUACCAAAUUUGGAACAACUUGAGGUUCUGGAUCUUUCUGGAGAAGAAGAUGUUGAGUUUGUGCCCUCUCUCGACAAUCUUAUCAGGUUACGCCAGCUCUUGCUAGGGGGUUGUUCGAAGUUAAAUAAGUUGCCACCACUGAAUUCACUGAGUCAGCUUGAGGUGCUUGAUCUAUCAGGUACCAAAGUACCAAAGAUUGGAGAAGAAAUUUGGAAUUUAAAAUUAAAACGCCUUCAUCUACCGGAGGGGGCGAUUGAAGAAUUUAACAGUGGAAUUCGUAGGAAAAAGCUCGAGCACCUUCCAUUGGAGCUAAAGCUGGAUCACUGUUAUGUCUCUAAGCCUUCAGAGAUUCCUCAAGGGGAUAAGGUGCCACUACCAAGAAUAGUUGUGCUGGGCGUAGAACUCCUCAAAAGUUUGAAGGAAGAUUCUGCAUUACUGGAGCGUAUCAGGCAUUCAAUUUUCUCUGUUCGAGCACAACCCAAAAAGGAGGACAAUUACAGUGAUAGUCGUAAGCAUAUCUUCAGUUGUAUCUACUCCAAGAUCAAAAAGCUUCCUUCUAAGGAAAAAGAUGACCAAUGUUUGGAAAUCCAAGGAUUUGAUGUUUUUCCUUCUGAUAUUGAGGUUCUUCUUGAGCAUGCCACAUAUGUCUUUUUGGUUGAAAAUGGUUUUUUGAAAAACUUGUCUGAUUUAAAGGCUGACAGCUUGAAGAACAUCAGAGGCUGUUGGUUAGAGAGGUGCAACAACGUGGAAGAAAGCAUCUUCGUGGAGGCAGAUCUUGGGAAGUGGGGAACCCUUGAGAUUCUAUGGAUUUCGAACCUUCCCAAAUUGAAGAGUUUGUACGAGGAGAAAGUACAAUCCCUGAGUUUUGGGAGCAUAAAGCAUUUGUACAUUGACUGCUGCCCAAAGCUUGAGACGGUUUUCCCAUCAUGGCUGAUCGCUGAAAACCUUGAAACUCUCCAAAUUACAUUCUGUGAUAAUCUAAAGACUUUGUUUGGAGAUAACGGGUCGAACGGUGAGAAAGAGCAGACCUGGAAUCCAGAAGAUACGAGGCCCACAAACAAGAAAGAGCAGCGUGCUACGGGUUCAGAAGACAAGAAAGUGCACGAAACCAAGAGUUCAGCCAAAGAAAAGGUGCAGCCGAAGAGUCCCAUAAAUAAGAAAGAGGAAGUGCAGCCCGAGACCUUAACAGACAAGGAAGAGCAAGAGAAGGCGCAGCAGCCCGAGAGUUUACCAGACAAGGAAGGGAAAGAUGCGCCCAAGAGUUUACCGGACAAGGAAGAGAAAGAGGAGGCGCAGCAGCCCGAGAGUUUACCAGACAAGGAAGAGAAAGAUGCGCCCAAGAGUUUACCAGACAAGGAAGAGAAAGAGGAGGCGCAGCAGCCCGAGAGUUUACCAGACAAGGAAGAGAAAGAAGCGCCCAAGAGUUUACCAGACAAGGAAGAGAACGAGGAGGCGCAGCAGCCCGAGAGUUUACCAGACAGGGCUGCAAAUCCAGCAAACAUGCAGGAGGAGCAGGCUGUGAGUUCAGCAGACAUGAAAAAGAUCAAACUCAAGCAUUUGCAUAUAUCCUAUUGCCCAAUGCUUGAAACUGUUUUCUCAUCAGGGCAAGUGCCUGAAAACCUCGAAAUUCUCCGAGUCAAGCAUUGUGAUGAGCUGAAGAGUGUGUUUCAGCCGGAGUUGAACGACCGUGAAUUACCUAAGUUGGGCACAUUGCAUCUAUCAGACCUACCAGCUUGGACUAGUUCUGGCUACGGGUUUAAAUUGAACGAAUCAGUGACAAAACAUCUUAGAGUUAGCCACGUUAAAGGACUUCAAGAUAUUCACCCAGAUAAUGCAUCGAUGGAAGCCACUCCAGCUGAUGAGAAUUAAGAUUCAAUGGAAGACAAAAGACCUCAACAAAUAGAAAUACAAAGUAAAUAAAAAGAGGGCAGCCCAGAAGGUUUGAUCAUGUGAAAGAUGGAUAUGUGAAUAUGUGGUGUUUUCCUAUUAAGAUAUACUAUCAUAAAUAAAUGUUGAUCCGAGCUGCAAGCUGCCUCCUAGUAGUAAAUAGAAGACAAUAAACGGUUUCAAAGAUGAAGUGUCAUGUUUGAACUUAAGUCGCAAUGUCAUGUUUGAUGCUUAGUUUGAAGUGUUAGAAGAGUGCCCUUUGUUUUCAAGACUCAUAAAGUUUCAUGUAUGUACUACUAGUAUUAUUUAGUUUAAGCUUUCGAGUGUCCGUAUCAGAGUCAUUUAUUAGUUUAAGUCCAUGUUCCGGUGUCCUUCCAAUAAAUUUGUUAUUUUAGGCUUGGAAACCUUGUAUUUAUUUACCUGACAUGUUAUUUAUAUGUGUGUGAAAGAUUUAUUUUUCUUCAAA